Molecule: messenger RNA, 1920 nt
Organism: Bipolaris maydis ATCC 48331
Lineage: Eukaryota; Fungi; Ascomycota; Dothideomycetes; Pleosporales; Pleosporaceae
Product: cyclophilin-like domain-containing protein
Biological process (GO): protein peptidyl-prolyl isomerization
Cellular component (GO): nucleus
Molecular function (GO): peptidyl-prolyl cis-trans isomerase activity; RNA binding
Source: RefSeq, a predicted model, not a curated record
GUCGCGUUCAACUCCCACUUUUGCGACAAACACUGGUUCUCCGCACAACAUAGCCCAAGCCAUGUCUGUGCUUCUAGAAACAUCACUUGGGGAUAUCACCAUCGACUUGUUGGUGGACGAUGCGCCGAGAUGUUGUGAAAACUUCCUCAAGCUAUGCAAAGUAAAGUAUUACAACUUUGCGCCCGUGCAUAGCGUCCAGCCAAACUUCUCUUUCCAAACCGGCGACCCCAUCGGCCCUGGUGCCAAAGACAGCGAUGGCGGUCGUUCGAUAUGGGGCCUGCUCGACCCCUCGCAACCCGCAAAGAAGACGUUCAUUCCAGACUUCAACCCAAAGCUCAAGCACACGGAGAUGGGCACAGUCAGCAUGGCAACAGCACCAAACCCAGACGACCCCGAUGAGCGAUUUGCUGGUAGCCAAUUUAUUGUGACGCUGGGGCCAAACAUUGACUAUCUCAAUGGCAAGGCCGCCAUUUUUGGGACAGUCGUCGAGGGAUUUGAUACGUUGGAAAAAAUCAACACAGCAUACGUCGACGACCAGGGUCAGCCACUCAAAGACAUUCGCAUAUUGCAUACAGUCGUUCUCGACGAUCCAUACGAUGAUCCCGCUGGCCUUGUUGAGCCACCCGAAAGCCCCGCACCCUCAGCAGCGCAACUCGCUACAGUCCGUGUCGCCUACGAUGAGAAUCUCGAGGAGGAAAACGAUCCAGAAGCGCUCGAAAAGAUCCGUCGAGAACGUGAGGCGCGCGCGCAAGCUCUCACGCUGGAAAUGGUUGGCGAUCUGCCAUUUGCCGAAGUUGCACCGCCUGAAAACGUGCUGUUUGUGUGCAAGUUGAAUCCUGUGACACAAGACGAGGAUCUAGAACUCAUCUUUUCGCGAUUUGGCAAGAUUCUUAGUUGCGAAGUCAUUAGAGAUAAGCGCACAGGUGACAGCCUGCAAUACGCCUUUAUCGAAUACGCCAAUCAGAAAGACUGUGAACAGGCGUAUUUCAAGAUGGACGGUGUCUUGAUCGAUGAUCACCGCAUACAUGUCGACUUUUCACAAUCAGUCUCAAAGAUUGCAGAUGAUUGGCGAGACGUGACAAACAAGAAGAGGAGACGAGCUGCGGGUGGAUUUGGUGGUAUCGACAAUCUUGAGAGGAAGAGACAGUACCGUGACGGUCCCGGGCGCCAAAUCAUGUCUGACUCGGUUGUCAAUAACUUGGUUGCUGAUUCCGAUCCACCCAAAGACGCAGCACCACGGACCCGUGAUACCAGCAGAGAUGUGCGGAGAGACGACACACGAAGGCGCGAACGAAGAACAGAAUACCACGAUGAUCGCUUCAAGCGCAACCGCAGCCGCAGCCCUAAACGCGACCGUAGGGAUGGCGAUGAUGGCAGAUAUCACGACCGGAGACGAGAGCGAAGCCGCAGUCCCGACCGUCGGCGUGAUAACCGUCGUGACAGGAGCCGGGAUCGCUAUCGUCGCGACGAUCGUGACCGCGACCGUCGACGAUGAGAAUUUGUUGUUUCAGAUGCCUUUUUUUUCAGCGUUCAAUUUGGCACGCAUGCUAGCGAGAGAAGUGGGACUUUAAUGUAACAUCCAAUGUUCCAUAUUCAAAUAGUUCAGAAUAUGCAAUUCUCAGGUGCUGGGGACGCCAAUACUACUGGGGCUGGUUUCUAAGGCUUCAAAGUGCGAAUCCUUCGCUCCAAGUGUGUGCAGUCUUGUGUAUCGUUGUACGUUGUUCGAGACUCUGGGUCCGGAACACACUCAUUCACUGCUUUUACAAACUCUGACAUAGUUCGUCUUUUUUUUCUCUUUCCAAAUCUUGUAACGCAAAUCAUUCGUGGCAUUUGUGCUCUAACAUUAAUUCGUCGUUACAUUCAUCAUGUGCACAUGCAUGAUCGACAACAACACAUACAAAGACAAAUAGGAUAACUAAU